Oppia nitens is the source of this 6421-nucleotide messenger RNA. Its product is annotated as phospholipid-transporting ATPase ABCA1-like. Gene Ontology annotation, biological process: transmembrane transport; lipid transport. The transcript has 20 exons. The record is from RefSeq and is a predicted model, not a curated record. Gene Ontology annotation, cellular component: intracellular membrane-bounded organelle; membrane. Bases 5 to 6421 code for a protein of 2138 amino acids. Gene Ontology annotation, molecular function: ATP binding; lipid carrier activity; ATP hydrolysis activity. NCBI's taxonomy places the organism in Eukaryota, Metazoa, Arthropoda, Arachnida, Sarcoptiformes, Oppiidae.
AACGAUGAGUUUCUUCAAACAACUCAAACUUUUAUUGAGACAAAAGAUUUUAUUAAGAAAACGACAGCCAACAACUUUAUUCUUGGAGCUCUUCUGGCCGGCCAUUGUUUUUCUGGCCGUACUUACCGUCAGAUUACAGUUUCCAGCAGUCAAUCGGCAGACUUGUUAUUAUAACUCAAAAGCACUUCCGAGCGCCGGAUCUGUCAAUUUUUGGCAGUCAUUUGUAUGCAAUGUUGACAACCCUUGCCUUAAUUCAAGCUCUUAUAAUGAGAUCCCAUAUUAUCCAAAUGCCAGAAUCCAUAAAUUGGUGGAUCAAUUAUCUCCAUUGAUAAUUGAGAAAAAUGUGACGUCAGUUAUCCGCGAUUUGCCGAAAGGUAUUCAACUUAUCGGUACAAUUGUGGAUAUGCUGUCACAGUCACCACUUAAAAGUACAAUCGAAACUGGAUUUCCAUUUAUGGAUAUAUUGAUGGACUCCGGGACUGAAAAGAUUAGACCACUUCGUAAUAAGACAUCGAGAAGUAGUAAAUCGAUGGAUACUUUAGAGCUGUUGGCUUUGACUAAAGCACAUCUACACAACUCAGAGAUGAGAUCAGCACUCAAUAGUUUGAAAGAAGCUAUAAAAGCAAUGCCUUAUAUUAAAGGAUUUGUGGCAAAUGUUUCACAAUCUCUUAAUUUGGAUGAAGAAUUAGAUAAAAUAGACCUAAAAGGAGAUCCAAUUGAAUUGCUUGGAUCCCCUCACGCGUCAACUAUUUUGGGUAAACUGAUGUGCGGACAAACAUUGCCAGCGCUGAGCAAAGAGAUGCAACUCAUGAAAGUAGUGGUAAAAAAGCCAAAUAUCAAUGAAGCGGACGCGGCAUCACUUGCCAGUAAGUUUUGUCAACACGGGUACAGACAAAUAAUGCAGAUGCAGGGCGGACCUGUCAUCUGGGCUUUUCUUAAACCUAUUUUGGCCGGAAAAGUACUUUACACACCUAAAAAUGAUUUAACCGACUCUAUUAUGGCCCGAAUGAACAAAACGUUUGCAUUUAUGUCUGAAUUUGCUGAUGUAUUACAUGCCUGGGCGCAGACCAUUAGCUCACUAAAAGACUUCUACAAAGAUCCGAAUGCCAAUCAACGACUUAGAAGUCUUAAACAUUUUAUCGUUCAGUUUUUGGGUCGAGAAUUUGAAGGCAUUUUUGAUGACACCGAAACUUUUAACUUAAUUGAAAAAAUGGCAAAAUCGGGAGCAAUCUUAGGUUUGGUUCAGAUGGCGGCAAAUGUUGCACAAUGUGUUCAUUUGAAUAGAUUUGUUGGUCUCUCUAAUGAACUGGAGUUAGAAAACAUGGCCCGAAAAUUAACAAAAUCACAUGAAUUUAUAGCUGGUAUUGUAUUCAAUAAUAUGGAUACACACCCAUUGACAGCACAUCCCUUAAAGUUAUCCCACAAUAUAGAGUAUAAGAUCCGUAUUGACAUUGACUUUGUGCCGUCAACUAAAGCUUUAAAAUCACGCAUUUGGGAACCGGGACCUCGAGAUAAUUAUAUCACUGAUUUGGGUUAUUUGAAAGGAUUCGUUGAAAUACAAGAAAUGGUUGACAGAGCUAUUACAUCUGUUUUAAUUAAUGACACUAAACUACUAAUUGAACCGGCAGUCCAUUUGCAACAAUUUCCAUACUUGUGCUAUGAUAUCGAUAAGUUUGGAAACUAUAUACGAGCUCUUUCACCACUAAUAACAACAAUUGCUUGGAUUUUUUUAAUCGCUUAUUUAAUAAGAGAACAGGUUCUUGAAAGGGAACUUCAUCUCGAAGAAGUACUUAGAGUAAUGGGACUUAAACCAGGAGUUGCUUGGAUGACAUGGUUUCUAUUAGGACUCAUAGUAAUGGCGUUUGGGACCCUUUGUGGGCUUACAUUACUUAAAUUGGGAGGACUUAUACCAAAUUCAGAUCCCGUACUCUUAUAUAUAUUCUUUAUGUCGUUUUCUUUAUCAUUGAUAAUGUAUUGUUAUAUGAUGAGUUCAUUUUUCAAGACGGCAACCAUUGCAGCUCUCUCUGGAAUCGUUGGAUAUUUGGCCUCAUUCUUACCAUUUAUGGUGGCCAUCACUCUUGAAAAUGAAAUGUCAUAUAUUCACAAAGUGCUUACUUGUUUUUCAAUGUCUGCAUCAUUUUGUUAUGGCAUGAUGUAUAUGUCCCGGUUUGAGGUGCAAGGUGUCGGUAUGCAGUGGACAAACCUAUGGCACAGUCCAAUGCAAGCGGACACUAUGAAUGUGGGAACGGCAAUGAUAAUGAUGUUUGUCGACUCGAUAUUAUAUUUUGUAAUUGCAUGGUAUAUAUCACAUGUUUGCCCUCCCGGUAAUAACGCGCACCGAUACCCCUGGUAUUUCUUUUUGACGUACAACUACUGGUGUUGUAAUAUUCACAAUACAUCCAAAAGCAAAUCUAAGACAACUAUCCAAAGCGCUGAUCAACAACGUAAUGGUAAAAUUGGUAACACCAAUGGCUACGGAAAUAAUCCGGGAAUUCAAUUGCAAGGCCUUUAUGUGAUAUUUAAUAAAAGUAGCAAAAAGUGCAAACAUGUGGCCGUCUCUAACCUAAGUCUCAGUCUUAAAGAGGGACAAAUCACAACUAUGUUGGGCAGGAAUGGCGCCGGAAAGACAACAACUAUCAAUGUCCUGACCGGUCAAUUGCCACCAACGGCCGGCUCUGUCUAUAUUUAUGGACAUCCUGUACCCGAUGAGUUUAUGCAGGCCAGGAAACUAUUGGGAUAUUGUCCUCAAUAUAAUACCUUAUUUAUGAAUAUGACUGUUAGAGAACACUUACAGUUCUAUUCGGAUCUUAAGGGACUCUUAAAUGAAGAUGAAAUUGAAGAAGACAUCAAUAAUAUGUUACACAGCACAGGACUCUGGCAUUUACAACACCAUCUCGUCAGACAUUUAUCGGGUGGACUUCAGCGAAGAUUAUGCGUAGCACUGGCUUUUGUCGGCGGAUCUAAACUAAUCAUUUUGGAUGAACCCACGGCAAGUGUGGAUCCAGUGGCACGAAGAAGUAUUUGGGAUCUAAUAGUUCAACAAAAACAAAGUCGAACAGUACUGUUGACAACACACCACAUGGAUGAGGCAGAGAUAUUAAGUGAUGAAGUGGCUGUCAUUCAUAGGGGAAAAUUACUUUGUAUUGGAUCACCACUACUUCUUAAAAGCAAAUAUGGCUGCGGAUAUCAAUUGACAGUUUCAAGACAAGGAAAUGAUGAUGGUGAUAAUGAUUCAGGCAGAUCAUCCAAUGGACCAACAGAAGAGUCCAGUGAUGUCGAAAGAUUGAUGGCAUUCACUAAAUGUCUUAUACCUAAUGCAACCUUUGUUGAAGACUACGGUCAAGAAGUCAUUUUGACACUUCCACAACAUGGUUCAUAUGGUGUGGCCCACGAUUACGCCACCUUUUUUAAGUGUUUGGACGCCAACAUCCAUGCUCUGGGAUUUGGAAACUAUGGACUGACGAGUACUACUCUCGAAGAAGUAUUCCUUACACUUUGCAAUCUUGAAGAGUCACAUAUGCCUAUGGAAGCGGCAAAACUAGCCGUCGCCAGAAAGUUCAGUCAACCCCUCAAUAAUGAAGAGAAUAGUCACGAUAUGCGUAUGAAUUUGGACCCAACUAUGGACUGGAACUGUCCAGAGCUGGUCACUGGAGUUCAGCUUAAAUUCAAACAAUUAUGUGCUCUUCUUAACAAACGAUUCACUCAUACAUUAAGAGAUUGGAAGACAUUAUUUUGUACGCUAUUCCUUCCCUGUAUUUUCAUAGCAUUUGCAAUGGGAAUGACAUUAAUUAAGCCAUCCUUUGCACCGGAUCCGGCUCUUCCACUAAUGCCCACAAUCUAUGGUCAAUCAAGUGUUUCAUUUUAUAGUGCAAUCAAUUCAUCACAAAAUAGCAAAUUAAUAGCAAAUGAAUUAAUCAAAACAAAACCAAAAAUUCCUGAUUGUUUAAAACCUCGAGAAAAUUGGAGAGUAUCUAAGUGUCCAGUUUUAACAGAACUUCCCUCAGAAACAAAUUAUCUACCGAAGCACUUAAAGACGUUAUCAGGAGAUGCCUGGACUACUAAUGCUAAACUUUGUCGAUGUAAUGAAUGUAACACUGAUAUGACAUCAAUGACUCCUCUAAUUUCAAGUCCAGCACUUACUGGACACGGAUUUGUAUAUGAUUUGAGUCGUGUAAAUGUCAGCCAAUUCUUGUUAAGAACUUAUUCCGAAUUUAUGGACAGACGUUGGGGUGGUUGGAGUUUCCAUAAUAAUGAUAAUAAUAUGACAACAAAGAGUCAACAAAUAGUUAAGAUCUGGUUUGAUAAUAAUGGAUAUCAUAGUUUGCCAUCUUAUUUAAGUGCUGUUAAUAAUGCUAUUAUGAGAGCAAAUCUCAAAGUCGCUGGUAUUGACAAUUCAAGUCAAUAUAGAAUUACCACAUAUUCGCAUCCAUUGCACAUAAGGUCGAGUCAAUUGGGAGACCAGUCACUAAUGCAAAGGGCUGGGGAUGCGGGCAUUGCACUCAUUAUUUUGGUUGGAUUUAUUUUUAUCCCAACCAGCUUUGUCUUCUAUAUUGUAAGGGAACGGACCUUUGAGGAGAAACAACUGCAACGUAUCUUUGGUGUGGGAACUGUACUCUACUGGUUGUCAUCUUUGUUAUGGGAUUUGAUAUCAUUGAGUGUUGCAAUUGGUUUCUCAGCUAUAAUAAUAUCAUGUUUUCAAUUGCCUAUAUAUGUGGCUCAUCUCAAUCUACCGGCUGUAUUGACGCUAUUAUUUCUGUUUGGUUGGGCUAUGACUACAUUAGUCUAUUUAAUGGAGAAGCUGUUCAAUGAGGCCAGCAUUGCAUUUAUGGUCAUAUAUUGUUUAGCACUAUUCAUUGGAAUCAAUACAAUGAUUAUGAGAUUACUUAUUGAUGUGUUUAAGUUGAUUGAAGUGAGUCCUGUAUUUCAAUCAACAUUUGAUAGGAUAGCCAUUAUCUUCCCUCCCUAUGCCUUACUAAGUGGUUUAGUUGAUAUACAUAGAAACCAACUGUUCGCUGAUAUAUUUAAGUUAUUUGACCAGGACACUUAUGUUAACCCAUUCUCAAUGCAAAUGUUAGGUCCAUAUUAUAUAACACUUGCUGUCGAAGGAAUCAUACUAUUUAUAGUGAAUCUAAUACUCGAAUACUUUAACUUUUCUUCAUAUAAAACAAAACAAAUAAUCAAAUCUAUUGUUAACAAUGAAGACAAUGAUGUGGCCGAAGAAAGAAAGAAAGUACACCUCAAUGAAACCAAUAGCGAUAUAUUAAAGAUCGUCGGACUCACUAAAGUCUUUCAAAGUAUGUUUGGAAAACGUAUUGCCGUCGAUAACGUCAGCUUUUCGGUGCCACGCGGAGAGUGUUUUGGACUAUUGGGAGUCAACGGAGCCGGAAAAACAACUUUAUUCCGUAUACUGACGGGACAAUUGAAGCCAACGACUGGUCAGGCGAUCAUCAAUAGCAAAGACAUUCGGAAAAUUUUAUCAUCAAAUUACCAAUCAUUGGGUUAUUGUCCUCAAGCGGAUGCACUCGACUUUGUUCUCACUCCUUAUGAACAUUUGACUAUUUAUUCACAUCUUAGAGGAAUACCUACACAACAUAUACCAACUAUUGUCAAUGAAUCGUUGGCUAAAUUUCAAUUGAUGCCACACUCGCAGAUGCCUGUAUUGGCACUGAGUAGAGGUAAUCGUAGAAAACUAUGUUUGGCAAUAGCUAUGCUCGGGAACCCACAACUGGCACUUUUGGAUGAACCGACCAGUGGUCUCGACCCUCAGAGUCGGCGAUAUAUUAUUCAGAACAUUCAAAAUGCAGUCAGAGAUCGGAGAUCAGUACUGUUGACAUCACACAGUAUGGAAGAGUGUGAUAUCCUAUGUUCCCGAUUGGCAAUUAUGGUUAACGGACGCUUCAAAUGCAUUGGAAGUCCACAGUAUUUAAAACAUAAGUUUGGUUCGGGAUAUUUGAUAACUUUACGACUUCACGAGUCUGAGAACAAUCACUCGGAUGCCAUCACUUUUAUGAACCAAUAUUUCCCUUCCUGUGUCCUCAGAGCACAUCACCACACAAUGUUAGAGUUUAGUCUACCCUACAAUCACAUCCCUUUGUCGACAAUUUUCGAUAACUUACAAAAAGGACAACAGAAACUUAAUUUACAAGACUUCUCUGUUAGUCAAACAUCAUUAGAUCAGGUUUUUGUGAGUUUUGCUAAUCAACAGAUCAAUGAUUAUCAGUCACCGAUCCCUUCCAAGCAAAACACUGUUUACUCAAAUCCUGCAUUUAUUAGCUCUUCAGAGAACUUAAAUGCAAACAAAAAACAAGCCAUGGAUUACACUGUCAGAAGUAGAGGUCGUUUUCCUGAAGACAAUCACUACAUGAGAGCUAAUAAGAAAGUAAACCAUUGGAAGACAUGUGAAAAUACCACUCAGUUUUAA